ACCGUUCCGCAAGUGGCAAGCGGCAGCUCACUGUCAAAAAGGCCACUUGAAGAUCUACUCAGAGAAUUGAAGAUUUCCAAUCGAGCCUGCAGGUGUUCAGUCAGCAAAGGAUGGAGUUAUCUGAUGUCUACAGAUGUGGAGGGUCGUCUAGUUAAAGUUCCUGAAACCUCUGCUCUCUCUGGUGAAGCCCAAGUAAUAUGGUAUAGUUGUUUGCUUAAGCAAGUAUCUGUCUAUGGAAUAGCGGCAGGAUACUGCAUCUCAGCGUCUCUUCUCUCCAUCAUCAACAAAUGGGCUGUCAUGAAAUUUCCUUAUCCGGGGGCUCUAACUGCUUUGCAGUACCUGACAAGUGCAGCUGGUGUAUGCCUCUGUGGAUGGUUCAAGGUCAUAGAGCAUGAUCCAAUUGACCUUCUGACUAUGUGGCGGUUCCUACCUGCAGCCAUUAUAUUUUACCUCUCUCUCUUCACCAACAGUGAGCUCCUCCUACAUGCUAAUGUUGACACUUUCAUUGUCUUCCGUUCAGCAGUUCCUAUGUUUGUUGCAAUAGGAGAGACCCUUUUCUUGCACCAGCCAUGGCCUUCGAUGAAGACAUGGAUCUCGUUAGGCACCAUCUUUGGUGGCAGUGUGCUUUAUGUUCUUACUGAUUACCAGUUCACAUUAACUGCCUAUACUUGGGCUGUUGCAUACCUGGUAAGCAUGUCUAUAGAUUUUGUUUACAUAAAGCAUGUGGUAAUGACUAUUGGUCUAAAUACGUGGGGUCUUGUACUGUACAAUAAUCUUGAGGCUCUCCUUUUGUUUCCUCUUGAGCUACUAAUAAUGGGGGAGUUGAAGAAAAUAAAGCAUGAAAUCUCAGAAGAGUCUGAUUGGUACUCUUUUCAAGUGAUUUUGCCUGUGGGUUUAUCGUGUUUAUUUGGUUUGGCCAUCUCUUUCUUUGGGUUCUCUUGUCGAAGGGCAAUUUCUGCUACAGGGUUCACUGUUCUUGGUAUAGUUAACAAGCUAUUGACAGUUGUGAUUAAUUUGGCUAUUUGGGACAAGCAUUCCACUUUUGUGGGGACCGUGGGGCUCUUGAUUUGUAUGUUAGGUGGGAUUAUGUAUCAACAGUCUACAAGCAAUAAGCUCAAAGCUGUUAAUGAAGUUACAGUAAAAGAGAGCGAGGAACAACAGAAUUUACUUGAAAUGCAAAACAAUACAGAGGGAAAGAACAAUGAAAAGGAAGUCAUUGAGAUAGAAGUGAAGUGAAAGGGCUUAAAAUAGGAGCAUUCUGGGCCUUCUCCCAUCUGCAUAUGAAAGACAUUUUUUGAUUCGGCAUGGCUGAUGAAUUCUUGGGGCAAUGUCUCAUGAAAACAUCGAUCUCCAUAUGCACAAAAUACCUACAUUGAAGAUUCAGGCUCAGGUCUAAUGCAUAUAUGGCGUUUAAUCCAGUCAGUCUUUCAUUGCCCAAACUCAAAACUUGACCUUUCCAGAUUGAUACAUGAUUUUUAUUUCCCAUCCAACAAACUAGGAUGGGUUAGAAUUUUGCAUUCCUUUGUUUUAUAUUACUACCAUGAACAUUUUAUUAACCCAAUCAAUUUUUCAUCAUCUUACCAGUGCCUAAGAUUAUAUAGAUAUAGGUCAUAAUGCAUUAGUUAUGUUAGAUCAAGGUUAGCUUCAAACCUUUGGUCGCAAGUUCCCUCCAAUUGUUUAAUUUAUUUGUUAUCUAUUACCAUUUUGUGCAUCUUCAAAUUUAUAAAUAAAUAUAUUUAGUUGUUUCCGUUGUUAUGUAUCGUGUUCAUGUAUCAUCAAUAGUGAACAUCAGAAGAAUAGUUGAGUGUUUGCAAGGAACUGUGAGCCCUUGUAUUUCCACCCUGAUAAGUGGAACCAAGAAAAAAAGAAAGUGAUUUUGCAUACAAAAUGGAAAAAUGUAGCUUUUGAGUUGUUCUGCACCCAUGAAUGUUAAAGUAGAGAGAUGUGGUGCUCCCCGCACUUGAACAAGUAAUCAGGUGUUAUAAUUAAGGGGCAAGUAACUAUCACUGGUAUGGUGUGAUUCUCUCUUUCUGAUUCCUCCGAAGAGCAACCCGAGAUUACACCGAUCCAGACAAUCCGCGGAUGAUCUGGACCGUUACCCCUAAGUAGGCUCUGUUACUAGUUUCACUAGACAACUACAAAUUGGAGCGACAAGGCUCAAUCAGUCUAUAACUGAACUUGUAAGUGGGCGCUUAGCCCAAUAAGUCAAUGACGUCGGGCUGUUAAGCCUUUUAGGCCACAAGGUUUGAAUAACAGAACAAGUACAGGUCGAAAGCAACAUGUUAAGAUCAGUCAAUAAAUUCCAUUCAUACUCCAACGGAUGUAAUUAAGUGGAGUCAAAGUCGAUCC
Durio zibethinus is the source of this 2349-nucleotide messenger RNA. RefSeq names its product GDP-mannose transporter GONST3-like. NCBI's taxonomy places the organism in Eukaryota, Viridiplantae, Streptophyta, Magnoliopsida, Malvales, Malvaceae. The record is from RefSeq and is a predicted model, not a curated record.